This is a messenger RNA of Chenopodium quinoa (quinoa), 1260 nucleotides long. RefSeq names its product DNA replication complex GINS protein PSF1-like. The coding region runs from base 247 to 858 and encodes 203 amino acids. The record is from RefSeq and is a predicted model, not a curated record. NCBI's taxonomy places the organism in Eukaryota, Viridiplantae, Streptophyta, Magnoliopsida, Caryophyllales, Amaranthaceae. The transcript is spliced from 7 exons. Gene Ontology annotation, cellular component: GINS complex. Gene Ontology annotation, biological process: DNA strand elongation involved in mitotic DNA replication; DNA replication.
GUCGGCAUUUGUUUAAUCACUUGUCAAAUUAGAAGUAUCUUUCUUUCAUUAAACACGGAAAAUAAAACAAGCGCGAGCUCAUAUCCGGGCAAAAUUAUUCAAAUUGGGUUGGGCGGUCACUCUUUACUAAAAUACACAACACUUUCUCUUCACUGUGUUUUCAAUCUUACAUACUCUGAAUUCUCCAUUGAAGUGGAUUUUGAGCUUUCUCUCCUCCAUUGAAGCAGCUUCUGAGGAUAAGCUCUAAUGGAGGGUACAGAGAUCUAUGGUAGAAGGGGUAGCCAGCUUGUGAAAGAGCUUGCUUGUGCCGAACCGGGUCAACUUACUCGAUUUAAUGAUGAUUUGUUUAAUCAAGUUAUCAAGGAAUGUGCUGUGCACUACAGUCAAUUUUACGAACUUACUAGGAAAAUGCAAGAUGAAGGAUUGGAUGUCCAAUCAGCUAGAAAUGCUGAUCACUUUGGAAUGCUUAUCCAUCAUCUUUCUCUAUUACGCAACAAGCGUUGCCUAAUGGCAUAUGUGCAUAACCGAUCUGAAAUUAUACAGAACCUAAGCUGGAAGGUUGGGCGGGUGCUUCCUGAAGAAAUUGAGCACAAGCUAAGUGAUCCAGAAAAGCGUUACUUUAAGAGCCACUCUUCAGCUUUACAAUCGUAUAUGAGGGAGAUGGAUGGCCUUGAUUUGACUGUGGAUAUGGUGCCACCAAAAGAUCCCUACAUUAAAGUAAGAGUCCUAGAUGAUAUUGGUGUGACAGCAAUGGGAGACCGAGAUACCAAUCUUGCACGCCACUCAAUCCACUUUCUUAAACGAAGUGAUGCUGAGCAUUACAUGUUUCAGGGGAUGAUGGAAGAACUCCUAGGGUGAUAUAAAAUGUGUAGUCUCAUAGUCUCAUCAUAUAUGCUAGUGUGCUACUCCGUGUCUCAUAGUCUCAUCAUAUAUGUUACCGUGCUACUCAGCAUGCUGUUAGUUUCAAGAUCAUCAUGCUCAGUUGUUUGGCUUUGACUGGGAAGAAGACUCAAUCAUCUUUUUAAAGUAUGCAUAUCCUAGCAAAUGUGCGAGCAAAAGCUGCCAGAGCAUUAGAUCUGUGGUUUAACUGUGCAGGACCUGUAAACUCUGAUGUUUUCAUGCUGUUAUUCAUCUAGGAUUGUAACUAGCCUCUUCCCUCUAAAAACCAAUAGAAAUAGAAGAAACUUUUUAUAAUCAAUUUUAUUGAAUACGUAUCAAGCUGUGGAUGAUAAUAAAUUUUGUUUGAUAAAUUGAUAGUAA